This is a messenger RNA of Eriocheir sinensis (Chinese mitten crab), 4330 nucleotides long. RefSeq lists its product as uncharacterized. Gene Ontology annotation, biological process: lipid metabolic process. The record is from RefSeq and is a predicted model, not a curated record. The transcript is spliced from 6 exons. Gene Ontology annotation, molecular function: phosphoric diester hydrolase activity. The coding region runs from base 639 to 2366 and encodes 575 amino acids. NCBI's taxonomy places the organism in Eukaryota, Metazoa, Arthropoda, Malacostraca, Decapoda, Varunidae.
UGGGGUGAUGGAGAACAUGCUGGAUAGUACCACGUGUUAAUAGUUAGUUCAUGCAGCGGUGUGUUUGAGGUGCCAUGGAUCAAAGGACGUGGUGGGAACGACCCGGCAUGAUCGUGUCUUAAAUGGGCAAGGAGGCGAUCUGUUUCAGGGUGUUACAACGGUGGUUAGAAUCCUCGUGUGUGUGUGUGUGUGUGUGUGUGUGUGUGUGUCAUAUAUUAUCUCGGUUCGUAUUUUGAAUGACAGAAAAACUAAGUGCUUUGAUCGCUCAAGGAUCGAAAGUUUUUUGAUUUCCAAAAAAACAAAGUUUUUGACUGUCAAAGGAUCAAAAGAGGAAAAUGGCUUAAUGAGCAAAACAAGCAAACAAACCGAUAGAUAUAGAGAUGAAAGAAAACAGAGAGAUGGAUAAACAGAUGUAGAUCAGUACUUCUUGAAAUUUUCGGCCAAAAUUUCAACUCCAUUGAAAUUUGAUACUUCUUCAAUAUUAGCCCACUUCUGUCAAGCUUCAUUAUCCGGAAUAAAAAAGGUCGAUGCUGCCCACAGGAAGAUGGUGCCACAGAGAGGCUUGCAUGCAGUGUGUGAGUCGACACAUGGUUUGCGGACAACAACAUGAAAGAGGAGGCGGUUAUGAGCAGGAGUAGAUGGGCAAUGCACAUCGGGAGGUUAAGGCGGCCAGCACUGAGAGUGGGGGCCUGGAUGGGCUUGCAAAGAAGGAUGGUCUUGCGGGAGGAGGCGGAGAGCCGCUGUUCAUCAGGGUGGAGGACGCGCUCCGCCACCAGGCCGCUGGAACCAAAGGAUGGAAGGGUGCUGGACCUACUACAGAGUCCAUCUCUGUCUCGCCGUCGCAAGGAGGGAGGCGCCUCUUUAUUGAGGAGAAUGGAAUAUUUCCUUUCUGUCGAACCAUCCAAAACGUUAACUCGAGGGAGACGCAGGAUAACUGUAACUGCCACAUCAAGACACACUGUGAUGGAAUUGCUGCUGUCAAGAAGAGAGGUGGAGGCGUUCAGCUAGUUCAUCCCCUGACCGACUUGGGGGUGUGGGUGAGUGAUAACGGGCACAGAAGACCAAUCUCCAGCGCCAGUAAGAAAUUUGUUACCCAAUCCUACAAUACUGCCCACCAGGUGGAUCUUGCCUUGAUUCACAGCUUCCGCAAAGUCUCAAACAUCAGUGCAGGGGACUUUACCUCAAUUACUUUUGGACUGGAAGACCUUGAUGAUGCAGAGGAAGACCUUCAGAUCCAGCGCAGCACACUGUCACUCCCUGGCACUCGGGUGGUCGACCUUGAUGCAAAAACACUGCGGCCGUUCACGUCUCCUGCACUCAGUGGGAACUCUCUCUUCGUGACGUCCCAGUCCCUUUGUGGUCCCCUCACUCCACGUCUCGAAGAAAUAGUCCUCGACAGUGACUCCGUCUUAGACCUCAGCCACAACCUCGAGUCGUGGAUGUCUCUCCUUCCCGAGCCCCUCCAGCACCUGCCUCUCAACUACCUCUACAUCCCAGGUUCUCACGACUCCUUCAGCUACAGCCUCGACCCUGGGGGGGAGGUGGGCCCCGACACGCCCGGAGUGGUGCAGUGGCUGGUGCGGCUGAUGCCUUGCCUUGGCCGCUCCGCCCUCCUCCGCUGGUCCGUCACGCAGCGGGCAACCCUCACCGAGCAGCUCCUUCACGGCGUGCGGUACUUCGACAUACGAGUGGCAACGAAGGAGUCGAAGUUCUAUUUCGUCCACGGCCUCUUCGGCUCCGACCUGCGGCCCCUCCUGUCUGAAGUGCGCCUCUUCCUGGCCCAGCACCCCGGCGAGGUAGUGAUGCUCGACUUUCAACACUUCCACGGCUUAUCGGAGCAAGACCACGCCGCCCUCGUUGCCCUCCUGAAAUCUACGUUUGCCACUACACUGUGUCCGAUGUUCAAUCAUCCACGUAACCUUACCCUCGACCUCCUGGCUCGACUCAAGUAUCAGGUUCUGGUGUUCUACCGCCACCGCGGCGAGAGGAAGGACGUCCAGUGGCUGUGGCCGACGGAGUCCUUGCCCAACCCCUGGCCCUCCGCCACCACUGUGUCAGCCAUGUUCGCCUUCCUGCAAGGCAGACUGGCCGCACGCGACCCUCAAACCUUCUUCGUCACUCAGUGUGUUUUGACCCCGUCGGGGAGUUACCUGGCCAGGAAGAUGUGCAGCACGUUGGAAUCUAGUAUGGCUGCUCCUACCAACGAGAUGUUGCCCGCGUGGCUGGAGGGGCUGCCCAGUGGAUCGCCGGGAGGCAACGUGGUCAUGACCGACUUUGUGGACCACAAUUCUUGGGAGGUGCCUCGAGCUGUCAUCGACAAGAACAUGGACACGAUCGCGCCGCCUCCCGGGCCACUAGAAGCAUAAUAAUCUCGCGGUGACGUUACCGCCAAAGAGUAGCAGCAAGGCUCAGCAGGUUGUGUGAGGUGACGCUGAAUCGGCAGGAUGCAAUGAUUACCUGUCAAAACAGUUAUUAGUAAUGCCUCUAAGUAACAUCUAGUAGGUGGAUUUACCAGAGAAAAAAUGUUAAUAUAUGUAUCUAGCCUCAGCCUCGCGUGGGGAAGGACGGGGAGGUAAUUUAACAUGCUGAUAAUCCAUCACAGACUUAAGUGUUAAUAAGAAAAAUUCCCGGGAAAGCUAUAGAUUUUGUCGCAUGCAGCGCCCCCAAAAUCUGAUCAAAUACUUAUGCUAGUAUGAAAAAAAAAAAAAAAUGUUUUUAGGUGUUUUGUACCUUUAGACAAAGUCUGAAGAUAUAUCAUGCACUGCGUGGUAUGGUGGAACCCACGAACACCUGAGAAACACAUCGUUAAGAUGCCAAUUUCAUUCACUAUUUAUCACACAACAGUAUGCAACCCUUGAUUGGAGUUUGUACCUGUGAAAGUUGUUAGGGCUGCUUUCACAGUCACUUUGUUUUGAUCGUUACCAAUGGCGGCGAUCGACCCUACUGUUUUCCACGUGAAACUGGCCUUUGGGGUAGUGGCAGCUGCAGAGGAAGCGAGAGGUGUUGAGAGUGUGAGGUAAGGUGCGGGGCUAGGCUAACCCCGCAGCCGCCACUACCCCAUCGGCCAGUUUUACGUGGAAAUACUAUAGCGGCGAUCACUGCCAUUGGUAACGAUCAAAACAAACAAAACGACUGUGAAAGCGGCUCCUAUAGACUAUACAAGUAGAGAAACCUCUACUAGAGGGAGACAUCGCCCUGUAAAGUACGUGUGUUCUCAUCAUUAUCACAUUGUGACUGCUUUCUCUGUGUAAUAGCAUGUUAUUCUAGUAAACAUUAAUUUUGUUGCCGCGUCAGAGCCACGCCUCCUCUCGUGCCAAACCCAAGUACAACAUUCUGAUUACUCCUCGAGGCUUUAUUUAUUUAUUCAUAUUUGCAUAUUGUCCCAGACAUAGCUGUUAAUAAGUAGGUAGAGUCUUUUUCUCCCGUAGCAUAUUCCUACACGCUCGAGAGCUCGAGAGGAAAGAUUCCAGCCUGGAAGCCUACUGAGCUUGCGCCCUGUGCGCCACCUAUGGGCUGGUCUGUUACUCUUCAGCUGAAACACGUAAAACAAAUAAAUAAAUAGGUAUCAAGAGAUAUGAACAUUGAUUCAAAUAUAAAAGAAAAGAAAGAAAAAAAGACCGAAAAGGUCCUUGAACGCUUCAGCAGCAGCAGCAGCAGCAGGGCGGCCACCCCAGCAGGCCAGGCAGCGGCAGUGAAUGUCUACAGUACAGUGUGGUCAGCGGUGUCCAGGGAGUUGUGUUUCAUCUCCGGAAAGCUGAAUUAAACUGCUUUGCGCGUUAUGUGAUUGUUAGGAAACGUCCAAGAAGAGGAAGAGCAAAAAUUUAGACCGCCACGACAGGGUGAGGCUUGGGCCGUGGACCAGGUGAGGGGUGGAGGGCGCAGUGUGGUUGAAUAUCAAAUUUUGUAGUAGAAGCCUAGUAGUGGAAACCUUUAGUGGUGUGGUGCAGUGUUAAUCUGUGAUACGGUGGGUACAAAGCGUGAGGAUAUCCCGCCAAAAUGUUGUGUUUACGUGUGACAGCUGAUGAGGAAUGGCGGGCCAGGCGAGUGGUUGGUCACCCUGAGCAAGCGUGGCGCCGCGCCUCGCCGUGUGAACUAUAAUGUGUCACUUUCACAGUUCGCCAUGAUGGGUUAGUAAGCCUCCGAACCAAACUAUUUAAUCUUCUACACUCCAUUAUGGUUAGGCUAUCAUGCAACACAAGAUACACAAGAGAUUUCCCGUAUAGCUUCCUGAAAUUUGUUAACUAUCAUCACCAAACACUACACAAGGAAUUUUCGAAUUUCCCGUAUAGCUUCCUGAAAUUUGUUAACUUAAAUAUCAUCACCAAACACU